ACUCCAAGCUUACCGACGAAAUGGCUCAAUUCGGCGCCUUUUACACCGACAACUUGGGCACGCCAUUGCGCGUUGCUCAAGUGCUUGGACUCACCAGCACAGCGUUCUUCGCAGGCAAAGCAUUCAAUGCCAGCUUCGCGACCACGCCAGCUCUGCUCGAAGCACCGGCUCCACUUCUCGCGCGCCAGUGGAAGAAGCAAUUCGACGCCGAUAAGUGGCUCGCGCCAGCCGUGGCAAUCUUCAGCUCGGGUGUAUUCUCCUACAUCGCCUACAGAGAUCAUGCCUGGACCAAGACAUCCAUCCUCUACGCUACCUCUUCCGGCCUGCUCCUCUCCCUCAUCCCAUACAGCAUCUUCCUCUUCGAACCCGUCAACCAGAAGCUCGAAGCCAAAGCUCAGUCUCUCGCCAAAGCCUCACUCACCGACGCCAGCGCUGAAGCCAGUGUCGCAAAGGAGGAGACCACGCACGGUCUGGUCGACCAGUGGGCUACGAUCAACCUCGGACGAGCCGUGAUCGCGGGUAUCAGCGCUGUGACUGCGGUCUGGGCGGCUGUGGAUCGUACGGAUGUGGUGCCGGCGACGCUCAAAUUCGGAUCGGGUGCGAAUCGCAUGUAGGGUCGAGGAGUGCGUAAAGGGUGGUGUGUCUGCGAGUGUCAUCUCAUCUCCAAUGACGGCUACUGGACACUGGAUGCGAUAGCAUUAGGCAGAGCCGUAGCAUUGUACGAAUAGAGAAUGGUUCGAACGGUAGCAGAUCUCACAAUCUCAGGUUGGUACGGUAGAAAGAUCAGCAACGGCUUCACAAGCGUUGGAGCUG
This is a messenger RNA of Zymoseptoria tritici IPO323, 813 nucleotides long. RefSeq lists its product as uncharacterized. NCBI's taxonomy places the organism in Eukaryota, Fungi, Ascomycota, Dothideomycetes, Mycosphaerellales, Mycosphaerellaceae. The record is from RefSeq and is a predicted model, not a curated record. The coding region runs from base 21 to 614 and encodes 197 amino acids. The transcript is spliced from 3 exons.